This is a messenger RNA of Medicago truncatula (barrel medic), 1824 nucleotides long. Its product is annotated as transducin beta-like protein 2. The record is from RefSeq and is a predicted model, not a curated record. Lineage: Eukaryota; Viridiplantae; Streptophyta; Magnoliopsida; Fabales; Fabaceae. Bases 128 to 1426 code for a protein of 432 amino acids. Gene Ontology annotation, molecular function: protein binding. The transcript is spliced from 10 exons.
GGAGAGUGUAGCAAUAUUCCACGUGUACAAUCCUGCUCUUUCUUCCAUCGUCCACCUCAUAUAAAACCCCGCCAUUUCCAUUACCAUUUUCACCUAAAACCUUAAUCAAAUCUCCGAUCAGAAGAAAAUGGAUGAAUUGUUCCCCAUUGUUGCGUUUUCUCUUCUUCUCGGUGCCAUCAUUGCUCUUCUCUUCUUCAACACCUAUUAUCGUAAACGCCAAUCCGAAGUCCGAUCCAUCGCAAAUCUCAAUCCAAAUCCGAAUCCCAACCCAAUCGUGCCAUCUUCAAAACCACUUCCGAACAAAAAAUCUAACCCUAAACACCAUUCCUCUGAUAAGGAUCAAAUCAAGCGGCAUCAUCCAUUGGAUUUGAAUACCUUGAAAGGCCAUGGUGAUGCAGUUACAGGGAUAUGUUUCUCUCCUGAUGGACGAAACUUGGCAACAGCUUGUGCUGAUGGAGUGGUGAGAGUAUUCAAGUUGGAGGAUGCUUCGAGUAAAAGUUUCAAGUUUCACAGAAUUAAUUUGCCUCCUGGAGGUCCUCCAACUGCAGUUGCAUUUGCUGAUGAUGCAUCCUCCAUUGUUGUGUCCUCACACAGUCUCACUGGUUGUUCAUUAUACAUGUAUGGUGAAGAGAAACCUAAAGUUUCUGAAGAUAAGUCACAAGCAAAGCUCCCUCUACCGGAGAUUAAGUGGGAACAUCGCCAAGUUCAUGAUAAAAAAGCAAUAAUUACUAUGUUUGGAGCGUCCGCUACUUAUGGCAGUGCUGAUGGAAGUGCAUUAAUUGCAUCGUGUUCAGAAGGAACAGACAUCAUUCUUUGGCAUGGAAAAACCGGGAAGAGUUUGGGGCAUGUGGAUACAAAUCAACUUAAAAAUAACAUGGCUACUAUAUCACCCAAUGGACGUUUCAUUGCAGCUGCAGCGUUUACUGCAGACGUUAAGGUCUGGGAGAUUGUAUAUUCAAAGGAUGGAUCUGUCAAAGAAGUUUCAAAUGUUAUGCAGCUUAAGGGGCAUAAGAGUGCUGUGACUUGGUUAUGCUUUUCUCCAAACUCUGAGCAAAUAAUCACUGCAUCCAAGGACGGUUCCUUAAGAAUAUGGAAUAUCAAUGUUCGCUAUCAUAUGGAUGAGGAUCCAAAGACACUGAAGGUGUUCCCAAUUCCUCUUCGUGACUCUGCUGGUACUACACUGCACUAUGAUCGCCUCAGUAUUUCACCUGAUGGAAAAAUUUUGGCUGCAACCCAUGGUUCCACAUUGCAGUGGUUAAGUGUCGAGACUGGAAAGGUUUUGGAUACAGCCGAAAAAGCCCAUGAUGGUGACAUUACAGGCAUUGCAUGGGGGCCUAAAGCUAUUCCUAUGGGAAAUGAAAAAGUCUUGGUUUUAGCGACAGCUAGUGGUGACAAGAAAGUGAAAUUGUGGGCAGCUCCAUCAUGAACUACCAGUGCACCAUAUGCUACUGCUGACAACUAAUACAUGCUUAAAGAGUGUUGCUUCAAAUGUUUUCAACUAUGCUCUCUUCUCUUUGUUUCAGUCCUUUCACAAAAACUGCACGGUAUCAUGGAAAAAGAUGAAUUAUAAAUUAGAAUGAGCUGAAAACAAGAUUAGUCCUUAUGUUGCUGCUUUGACCCUGAUCUUAUCGAAUUUUUGUGACUUAUGAGUUGUACAAACAUAGACGGUGUUGUUGGUUUUGAAUUUUGAUUGUGCUUGACUUCUAAAUAGCUAGAAUUAAAUGAUGUAAUCCGAGAAUAGUGUAUUAGUAACUUUGGAAGAGGAAAUAUUGGACAUGUUGCUAGUUCUUAUACAAUGUACUUCAUUUAAAAACUUUUUUCAUA